This is a messenger RNA of Mauremys reevesii (Reeves's turtle), 2487 nucleotides long. RefSeq names its product chromosome 1 C11orf54 homolog (gene BKGD). Bases 800 to 1750 code for a protein of 316 amino acids. NCBI's taxonomy places the organism in Eukaryota, Metazoa, Chordata, Testudines, Geoemydidae. The record is from RefSeq and is a predicted model, not a curated record. Gene Ontology annotation, molecular function: zinc ion binding; hydrolase activity, acting on ester bonds. The transcript has 10 exons. Gene Ontology annotation, cellular component: nucleus.
UCUUGGGAGAGGCACUGCGGGUCUCUGCCUCUCUGCCCCCGCCGUUGUAAGGGUGGUGGCCGCAGAAGCGCGGGAGACUCGUGCGCUCGCGCAGACGGAGCCCAGCUGCGGGGCAGGAGAGCGGCGGAGCCCCUCCCCCGCGGAACUGUAGUAAAUAGAAUAGCGGCUGCUGAACACACCGUUACCCUGUGCUGGGCGAUUCCUUACACCCGCUGGGCUAAGGGUGCUGCUGUGUGUGUCCGAAAGCGGUGGCGUUAGGGGAAGGGGCAAGGCUAGUGUGAGGAAGUGACAUCGUUAGUGGCUGUACUAGGGCAAAAGCCUUGCUAACUCGCCGCUCCCCUUCCUACAUCCUGCUUCACAACCGUGUCCCCAUAACGGGAGCGCCCCUACAUAAAGUGAACAACGUGCCUCAGGCCCCAGUCCGCAAUGAAUCCACAUGGAUAGACCAUAACUCCCUUACACUGAGCCCUAUUGGAGACAAUUAAGUAAAAUCACCAGCCCAUAACAAUUCCCCCAAAAACUCUACCCAAGACCAUUCCAAUUCUACUACUGCUCCAUGGUGGACGUUACUGCAUAGGGCAUGUCUCAUUUGUGCACCAAAACAUUCCAAUGAGGGAGGAAAGAAGGGAAGAGCCCAUCAAAGACACUAACUUGUACUUUGAAUUGGAAUGCAGUACCGUGUUUUAUUUGUACUAAAAAUUGACUGAAAUGAUCAGUAAGUCACAGUGCCCGGUGUACUCUGAUCUCUUCAGCAGAGAAUUUAUAAAUCGAUUGUCCAGUUUGCUGAAAUAAAUAGAAAAUGGCCAAAGUUGAAAAGUUUGCUCUUCAUGUCCCAAGUCUAGAGGAACUUUCUGGGGUCCUGCAGAAUGGGCUUAAAGAGAACUUUGCUGAUGUCCAGGUCUCUGUAGUAGAAUGCCCUGAUCUGACUCAGGAUCCCUUCAACUUUCCUGUUAAAGGAAUCUGUGGGAAGCCUAGAAUAGCAGAUGUGGGAGGUGUUCCUUACCUGGUGCCUCUUGUACAAAAAGAUAAAGUUUAUGACCUGAACACCGUUGCAAAGCAAAUAGAGUUGCCUGGAGCUUUCAUUCUUGGAGCUGGAGCUGUGUCCUCUAGGAUUCUUGGAGUAAAUGCUGAGUUUAUCCCAGUUGCUCAAGCUGAGAGUGAACAAAAGCCUGCUGUAAAUGCAAGUUAUACCGUUCAGAUUAAUCCUGCAGAUGGAGGGUGCCUGCUGGAGAAGUACAGCAACAAAUAUAGUGACUUUGAAUUUGGACUGCUGGCCAACCUGUAUGCCAGUCAGGGCCAACCUGGCAAGGUUAUUGAAGUGAAAGCCAAUGGAAGAACUGGACGGCAUAACUUUGUGACCUGUAUGAGACAAAUUAUAGAAAAAUGCUAUGGAGAUAAACCAGUUGGGAUAGGAGGUACAUUUGUCAUUCAAAAGGGGAAAGCAAAGAUUCAUAUCAUGCCCCCAGAAUUUUCUGCCUGUCCUUUAAACACUGACGAGGAAGUGAAUAAUUGGCUCCAUUUUUUUGAAAUGAAGGCUCCGUUGAUUUGUCAGCCAGUACUAAUUUCCAGAGAUCCAGGGUUUGAUCUGCGACUGGAGCACACUCAUUGUUUCAGUCACCAUGGUGAAGGAGGACACUACCAUAAUGACACUACACCAGAUAGUGUGCAGUAUCUGGGAUAUUUUUUGCCUGCAGAAGUUCUCUUUCGUAUUGAUAGACCCAAGGAGUCUCAUAUGAUUGGGAGAGAUUAAACCCAUGGAUGCACACUUAGUUUGGAGUGUAAGGAUAGCAAUUAAUUUUUAAAAAUGAAAUAUUGGAUUUGAUCAUUCUUUUAAUUGACAUCAAGCACACACGAAAAGCUGGCAUUUUAUUGCAGCCUUAGCCUUUUUAAAGAACAGGACACGUUCAGAGUUUAGAUUUAAGUUGUUUGAAUUCAAAUAACUAUCACAAAUUAAUUUUUAUCCAAACAUCAAAGACAAAUAGUUUGUAUUAAUGAUUUAUUUUGUUCCAUUUUGAUUACUUUAAGCAGGCAUUACUAGGUGAUUUUUCUCUGGCUAUAGAAAGCCAUCAUUGAAUUAAUGAGAGCUCCACAUUCUAAAUGGAAGAGGAAAAGAGAUGCCAAUCAAGAAUCAUGUGGUAACAACACUACAAUUCAUACUCUGAUAUUGACAUGGCUGUGUGCCAUUCUAGCCAUAUGUGCCCUAGUGGGUUAUAUGUGGGUAAUGGGAUUGGCCACUUAUUUUAAUCAGUGAUUAGAAGAGACUUGUUUGAAAUAAGAGUAAGGCACUUGUAGUUCCACUCAUGUAACUUCUAGCUCAGCAGGACUACAGGGUGAUGCAAUCUUACAUCUACAGGAGUCAAUGGCAAUACCCCGUUGAUUUCACUGAGAGCAUAGAGGACCUACAGGUAUGGAAAUGCAAACUUGUCAAAGAGGUUUCAGAGUAGCAGCCGUGUUAGUCUGUAUCCGCAAAAAGAACAGGAGCACUUG